Colossoma macropomum (tambaqui) is the source of this 2320-nucleotide messenger RNA. RefSeq names its product family with sequence similarity 189 member A2 (gene entrep1). The record is from RefSeq and is a predicted model, not a curated record. NCBI's taxonomy places the organism in Eukaryota, Metazoa, Chordata, Actinopteri, Characiformes, Serrasalmidae. Gene Ontology annotation, cellular component: membrane.
UCGACCCCUGCUCUCGCUCGGGCUGCUGCAGCUGGUUCUCGGCUGCUCCAUGGUGGCGCUUUCUUUCGGGGCUCUUUCCCUCAGCAACUCGCCUCCUAUCAGGAAUUCUUGUCCGUUUUGGGCAGGGUCUUCAGUCAUCCUCUCGGGGAUUAUCGGCCUCACAACAUGGAAACGGCCCAUGCUCCUGCUGGUGAAUCUGUUCGUGUUGCUGUCUGUGGUGUGUAUUCUGCUGAACCUGGCGGGGUUCAUCCUGUGCUGUCAGGGAGCUCAGCUGGUGUCCAGCACCAUCAACUGUCAGCUGAGCGAGCAUGGUGAUAUCUGUAACUGCUGUGCUGAUAGCCCCAGCAGCCUGUGCCCGGAGGAGAAGCUGAUAAAGAUUUAUCCUGGCCACUCGUGCGGGACAAUGAGAGUGCUGCUCAAGAAAGUUCUGUUUGCACUGUGCGCAUUGAACGCGCUGACUACAGCAGUGUGUCUGAUCGCAGCUGCGCUCAGGUACCUCCAGAUUUUCUCAGCCAGACGGCCCUGCACGGAGGAGCCGCGGAACGUUCCAGAAGAAGGAGAGGAGCAGCGGCGCACCCCUGAUCCCGAGGAGUUCGUAGCUCCCGCGCCCCCUCCUUCAUACUUCUCCACCUUCUACUCCUACACCCCACGGCUGGCACGCAGGAUGUUUGGGGACAGUGUGAUUCCGCUGCCGCAUAUAUACGGGGCGAGGAUCAAAGGAGUGGAAGUUUUCUGUCCCCUUGACCCACCGCCCCCCUAUGAAGCCGUUGCUUCAGAAGAGAGCCAGCCCGUACUGGCACAGGACUCUGAGCUUCAAGUGACAGAGCUGACCGAGGGGCUGUCCCGCUGCUCUGAGAUGAGCACCAGUGAUGACAGGUGCCUGCAGACAUCAGUACAGAGUUCAACACCGCCAUCACAGCCCUGUCAGACUCCCAGCACAGCCUCGUCCAGCAGGAAAACACACAGACAGCGCCUCCGCAGGUCCAACAGCGACCCUGUUCUCCUGGACCUUGCUGCCAAAGUAAUGAGCUGUGAAGCAGCCACACAGACUGAAAUAAGUCCCGGGACAGGGCCAACCGAGCAAGCCACUGUCACCCUGCGACGGGGGAAGGGUCUUCGGAGGCCACGUCCCGCCUCCAUGGUGGACUACCAGAGCUACAGGGACACCAAGCUGCUGGUGGCCCGCUUCCUACAGCAGUCCUCGUGCAGCCUGACCCCGGAGGUCCAGGAGCUGAUUAACAGCAUCAAGACAGUGCUGCGCUCAGAUGAGGAGCACAUGGAGGAGGCCGUACGCUGCGCCAGUUUCAUCGACCAGGUUAUCACCGGGUCAGAGAGCGGUCAAGCACCGACAGCCCAGGCUAGGCAGCCACAGCUGGACUGCACCUCCAACACGCUGCCGCUGCGCAAGCGGCCUGGCCUGCUGCACCUGCGCAGCUGCGGGGACCUCAGUACGUUCACUUGGGCUGAGCUGCAAGCGGGGAGCACGUCCCGCUCACGCUCCGCCUCCAGGACGGGCUCUCGGGCUGGAUCCCGCCGGCUGGGGCAGGAGCGCCCACACAGCCUGAUAGGAGUGUCCAGAGAAACCAUUCUCUGAAAGCUGAAUAGACUUACUGUAUGAACUCUGUAUGAAAGAAAGGAAUGUCCAGCCGACACACAGUUUGUGAAUUUUUUUUUGUUUAUCGCAAUUUUAUGUUUUUACAGAGUUCAGUUGUGAGUGUUUGUUGGGUCCCAGUGUUGGUAGAGUGGGUUGACCACAAAACUGUGGCACAGUGGAGUUGAGCAUUGGCAUGCAGCGGAACUAUAAUUGCUGGAUAUGAAUGUUUUUUUCUUAGAAAUAAUGCACUGUUUCACCUUAACACUGGAAAAUAAGAUAUAUAAAUAUAUGAAUUACAUUCAGUUUUACUAAAUUCCAAAAUUCCUUUCUGUUCAAUACCUUUAAUACAAAUUUACAAAAUUUGGACUUGAAUGAGAACGGAGCAGAUACGAGGCUUAGACCACCCCAAGCUUUAAUGAGCUGGAAGUUUUUAAAUUUGAUGUGACCUACAGAUCUGUCUUUAUUUUAUUAAGAUUUUUUUAAUUGUCCGGUUUUGAGUAAUGUUUGCACAUUUUUCCUGUUCUAGUUACCGAGCUGAAUGUGCUAUGAUAAUAUGUCUUAUAAACAAGGCAGCUGUUGGUUAUAGAGUAAGGCAGAAUAUCAGUUAGGGUCUCUAAUGCAUAUAGUUUGCCUGCUUGCCUUGUAUCAGUUAAGGGUUAAGACAUGAAACUUUAAGCCAUGACAAUCAAAUAAAUUGUAUCAAAUAAACAUUAUUUUUAAAAAACA